AUGACCGAGUAUACCAAGAUGAAGAAGCCUGAACUUCAGGCCUUGCUCAAAGCUCGUGGGCUCCCUUCCUCUGGCAACAAGGACGUCUUGAUUGGGCGACUUGAGGACGACGACAACCCGCUCACGCAACCGUCGGCCAGACAGGUUGAUGAGAAUGAUGGACCUCUUCUCGAUGGCGUUCUAGAGUUGCUGCAAGAGUCUGAUCCGAGAGAAGUCACGAAGGCGCUGUGCAAGCUAGUUCAUGCGAAAAAUAUGAAAAUUGCCGCUAGGGCGCUGCAGAAGGAUAUGAAGAAUCAGCGUCGAUAUCAGUUCAGACCCCUGGAGUAUGAUUGCCAAGGCCCGCCAGAUACAAGCAGGAAAAUGUCUCGAGCCAACCUGUCCGACAUGCGGAACUGGAACACUAUACCAAUCCCUCGAUCGUCUUUGCGGCACUGGUUCGAAAUCCAAGAGCUUGAAAACGCAUACGUCCAACGGAUUCGGGAGAAUUGCAUCGAUGGAUUUUGUGGUGAUAUCUUCAAGUGUUUACAGUGCGAGAAACACAUUCAAGAUGCUAAGAUGCCAUACAGCCAGUCUGAAGACCUCGACGAGCCCCUCGACCAGACGACGUCGGAAGGACUCAUCAGUAAUAAGGACAUAACCUGUCUCAGAGAUGAAUUGACUAGUCUCAACACACUCCUACACAACAUGUAUCUCGAGAAGCUUGUGAGAAAGCUACAGCACAAUAAAACAGACCCUCACGAGUGGGAAAGCAUAAAAUAUAAGCUUGCAGCGGGAAAAUGCCUUGCUUCAACCUGCUCUUGGUGCAGCACAGCAACCAUAUCUGAAUCUUUGGAAGGCCAUGCUCGUGGUCGAAAGACUGAUUGUGGUCGUGAUCAGAUGUGCGCCGAAUUGAUAACUUGCUCAAGUUGGCGCCAGGUCGCCCAGGCUAUAGAAGACAUCCUGUCGCGAUACGACACAGGAGUUUGCAGAAGCGGAUCUUGCAAUAAUACUGAUGCUUGCUCAGCAUGUCGAGAACGGCUCCACAGCAGCUCGGUAGAUUCAAGUUUUGAGGACAAUGAGGACGACAUCUCAAACGACGAAGGUGUAUAUUGCGUCAACGACGACUGUGGUGGCCUCAAAACCUGCUGUGAUUGUCAGUACGAGAAGGAGAUGGAAAAUGACAAGAAAGCCGAAAGGAACCGCGACGACAUACGCAUGCGGCGUUUCAGACGACUAGGUCAAUGCGAUGGACCAGAUCCGGACAUGCCAUAUGGACUUGGUUGCCGCUUUCUCGACUGCCAGAGAUGCCGUAUGAUUGAAGCUACGAUUGGACCCAAGAUGCGAAACGAUGAACUUCGUCGUCGUCGCGCUGAGAAGAUUACAACAAGCCUGAAUCAAAGCUCUGAUGGUAACAUGACAGGUCACAAACGGAAGAGACGUUUCAGCAAUUUGGGUCUCAACUAUCCAUUGCGUUCGGGCCACCCCUUAGCAAAGCGAAUUAGAGACGAGGAAGACCGCGAAAGGGUGGAAAGACAACAAGCCCAAUCACGACACGAGCGACCAUCAUGGUUCGGCACACAUGAGGAUCCAUUGCCUGAUCGUUGGAUGGGCCGUCCGAUCCUUUCUGGUAGAGAAAUCAAUAUCUUGAAGGUUCAGGAUUCCAUACCAAAGUUCUAUCUUUCUCAGUCGGAGGAGGAUACUAUCCUGUUUGCCAAGAGAACAGAGGCAAAAAAGUUCUGCACUAUCAUUCGUAGACUCGAAGCCGAACUCAUGUCACGCGAUUUCUGGAUGCAAAGCCUGGGCUAUGAAGCAGAUGACGGAUUUGGCCAUGCUCCUGCUGGUGACUACUGCUUAGAGGACUCAGAAGGCCCUUGCGCCAAAAGGAGAGAACCGAAUUGCGUGGAAGAUUGGUUGUCGAGUUCUCGAAGACCUUGA
Aureobasidium namibiae CBS 147.97 is the source of this 1914-nucleotide messenger RNA. RefSeq lists its product as uncharacterized. Bases 1 to 1914 code for a protein of 637 amino acids. NCBI's taxonomy places the organism in Eukaryota, Fungi, Ascomycota, Dothideomycetes, Dothideales, Saccotheciaceae. The transcript has 2 exons. The record is from RefSeq and is a predicted model, not a curated record.